UUACCACUGAUGAGUUGCAGAAACAAAGUCGCUUUGGAUUUGCUGCAUUUGCAACUCGAUCUUUCUUUUUGCUGACAACGAUGAUGGACCAGAGCAAGUCCAUCUUCACUUCUUUCUUUGUGCUGCUCCUUCUUCUUCAACUUCUGUACCUGGAGCCCAUUACAGCUCAAGAAGUUGAGGACGAAAGUGAAUUUAAUUAUCUGAUUGAUAGUGAGAAGGGUCCAAAGCAUUGGGGAGAGCUUCAUGAAGAAUGGGCAGCAUGUAAACAUGGGACACUGCAAUCUCCGGUUGAUUUGCUGAGUGAGAUCGUGGAAGUACACCCUAACAAAGGGGAGGUGAGACUCAAAUACAAAGCUUCAAAUGCAACAAUCCGGAAUAGAGGCCAUGACAUUUCGAUCCAGUGGAAGCUAGGUGAUGCUGGAUCCAUGGAGUUGAAUGGCACAGAUUACUUGCUAGAUCAAUGUCACUGGCACUCACCAUCUGAGCAUACAAUUAAUGGUAAAAGAUUUGACAUGGAGCUUCAUAUGGUACACCUAAUCCCUGAUGCUGAUGUCAAAAACAACAUAGUUGUGGUUGCAUACCUCUACAAAAUUGGCAAGCCUGAUAAGUUUCUCUCCGAGGUAAGCAAGGAUAUCCGUACCAUGAUUGAUGUAAAGGAAGAGAUCCACAGAGGGGUGGUUAAUCCUAGAGAUGUGAGGAAGGGUGGCUCGAAAUUUUACAAGUACAAAGGCUCACUCACUGUACCUCCUUGCACUGAAGGAGUAACUUGGAUCAUACACAGAAAGUUGACUACUGUUUCAAAAGAGCAAAUGGACUUACUUCGAGAAGCCGUUCAUGAUUCCGCAGAACUGAACGCAAGACCAUUACAAGCUCUCAAUCGCCGAGAUGUGCAUUUCCAUGGCCAUGAGUCUCGCGUAAGGGACUGAGGACUUGCUUCCACAGACAUACCAGCUGCAUCAACUUUACAAUGUACAUGAAUUUGAUUUGAUUGACGACAGAGGCUUUUGUGUAAUAAGAUGUGCAGUUCAAAUUCGUAUUGGCAAUAGACAUAUCCAUCAAAGUAA
This is a messenger RNA of Argentina anserina (silverweed cinquefoil), 1064 nucleotides long. Its product is annotated as alpha carbonic anhydrase 7-like. Gene Ontology annotation, molecular function: zinc ion binding; carbonate dehydratase activity. The coding region runs from base 81 to 926 and encodes 281 amino acids. Lineage: Eukaryota; Viridiplantae; Streptophyta; Magnoliopsida; Rosales; Rosaceae. Gene Ontology annotation, biological process: one-carbon metabolic process. The transcript has 6 exons. The record is from RefSeq and is a predicted model, not a curated record.